GGAAAAUUUUACCAAUCAUCGUUUUUUCAACUGGCCAAUCACCACCAUUUCACAAAGGAGGCGGGAUCAUUUCCAAGGAUUCGUCCGCAGUGACCUCGGACACAUCCUUCCUCCCCUUUAAUUCGCAGUUUAUUUUAUUUGUGUAUCUAAAUUAGAAAAUGGCGUUGCUAACACCUCUCCUCGCAUUCCUCUAUCACUUGCCGCAGGUGUACAAGUGGCUGCUAAAGCCAUACUAUGUCGCGUCUCUGUUCAUGUCAAUCGCGUUUCUCAUGAUCCGCAAGACGCCAGGUGUCUGCGAACAUCUUUCGACAGAACGAGAGGAUGGCAACCCCUGCGACUUUGACUGGGUCAGUAUUGGAUGGUGUAAAAAAUGGGGAUUGAGAAAUGUUAGGAAGGAUACACGUGAUUAGGCCGGGACAAAGAUUUUGGUUAGAUUGCCAACGAGCUAGCUAGCUAUCCAAUGCUAAAUGUGAUGACAGAGUUGGGGGGUUUAGUUAGCUAGCUAGCUACAUGAAUGGCCAUUGUGAAAUUCGGUGGGAGCUGGCCUGGGUUCGAUAUUGAAGGAUGCUAUAGACUGUAACCCGAACAGAGAUCGGAAGGUAACGGGCAGGUGAUGAGACAGAACCGUGCAAAGGGUGGGUGUACUGGGGAGUUAGCAGGUGCGUGCCCCCUCUCAUACAAGGCUACAAGGGCCUUGUUUUUUCUUGGGCUGAAAGUGCCAUUGCCACCAUGAGUGCAUGCACCAAAACCACCCAAAUAAGUACAGGAUGACACUGGCAAUACUGGAGUUAGUUGCAGGCCUGCCCCGACCCUGUAAUAUCUUGUUUCGCCUACUAGGUAGUACUGGAGGCAGAAGAUGAAAUGUUUAUAGACUGAAAUGCCUUGACCUGUAUGUUUAUCCUAUUCUGUUCUCAUGUUCCACAGAGAGAAGUGGAGAUUCUUAUGUUCCUCAGUGCGAUCGUCAUGAUGAAAAACAGAAGAGCUAGUAAGUGUCAGCCCUGAACCAGAACCCUGUUAUCAUCAGAGAUCUAGCAACCAUACACAUACUUUUAUGACCCAUUCUCAUCUGUUUACUUACUUACACAAAGACCGACAGAGUCCGACACACAGAGGCGCACACAUAGACGUACAGUUUGAUAUACCAAAUCCUUGACCAAUACACCAGCUCACUACCACAUCACUAAUUCCCUCAUGUAAAUAUUUCAUACAGAGCUAAAGUCAAAGGUUAAUCAUUAGCAGAGUUGUACCCACCUGUGUUUAGACAUUAGAAAACUGACCAUCCCCCCUCAGUUGGUCAUCACUAGUUACCACAGCCACAUAGUGUUUAGAGUUUAUUAGUCACAUGCACAGGGUCACAGAUGUAAUUGCAGGGUACAGCUGACUAGUGGUGGCUAUUCAGCAGCCUGAUGGUCUGGGGAUAGAUGCUAUUGACCAGUCGUCUGUUUUUGCCAUGAUGCUCCUGUACUGCCUACGUGAUUGAAGCGGGGAGAACAGGCCGUGGCUGAGGUCAUAAACCCCGCCUAUUUCUACAAUUGAUAUUCUUAAAAUUGGAUUUGAACCUUAACCACACUGCCAACCUUAUGCCUAUCCCUAACCUUAAAUGAAGACCAAAAAGCAACAAAAAAAUUGGGGAUGAAUGUUUAUGAUAUAGCCAAUUUUGAGGCUGCUCUAUCUAGUGGAAACCCCUUCUGUUGGAGCUAGGGGUCUCCUUCAGCAGGCAGACAUGUUUGUUUUACAUGACAUUCAACACAUGGUUACCAUUUCAGUAAAACAAGUACCCACACACAUUGCUAGUGAAGUUUCACUUUUGUAUCUACAAGGCUAACAAUUCAGACCCUUAAACUUUGUCUGAGCAAAUUGUUUUCUGUUUGUACUCAUGUUAAUGUUCUAGGUAUUCAACCAAUCUGCUAUGGCAAAUGUCUUGUCCACAAAGCCCUAUUUGAAUUAAUAGUUCAGUGUUGUAAACGGACUGUUUUAAUAGAUCAUUCAUAGGAAGAAAUGAUAGGACUGUGUUGUCUAUUGUGGUGUCAUUGUGGUGUUUGUUAUUGUAGCUCUGUUGGUCGUUGUCACUCCCUUCGUCUUUCAUCUGCCUCCCUCCCUGCACCCCCCUCCCCCCUAAAGUGAAUCCCGCACUUGUUAGGCCUCAACUACAAACUGUCCCUCUGUCUCAGGCUCAAAUAGUUUCUACACGUUUCACUUUUUUCAUAGUUCUUCAUAUCACUCCUUUACCCAUGGUUUUACAAAACUGUUUGUUCCUGUCUUCUAUUCGCAUCUGUUCUUUCUCUCAAUGUUAUUGUUCUUUGUCAAUGUUAUCAUCCUUGUUUUUCCUCCUACCCAGGUGCACUAUUGUCUUCAACCUGCAAAUUGUCCUUAUUCUAUGCAAUACUUUCUCUUUUUAGAUUCCCCCCCCCCAUUGUUUACUUGAUUUAACCCCUCUCCGUCUCUCCUUGUCUCAGUAACGGUGGAACAGCAUGUGGGGAACAUCAUUCUGUUCAGUAAGGUGGCCAACGUUAUCCUCUUCUUCAGACUGGACAUCCGCAUGGGCCUGCUCUAUCUCACCCUCUGCAUUGGUCAGUGCACACACAUUCACACACACUUGCACUACACAAUGUGUGCGUACAUACACACUUUGUUUAUACAUACAUACACACACAUACAGUACCAGUCAAAAGUUUGGACACACCUACUCAUUCAAGGGUUUUUCUUUAUUUUUACUAUUUUCUACAUUGUAGAAUAAUAGUGAAGACAUCAAAACUAUGAAAUAACACAUAUGGAAUCAUGCAGUAACCAAAAACAAAUAAAAAUAUAUUGUAUAUUUUAGAUUCUUCAAAGUAGCUACCCUUUGCCUUUGACAGCUUUGCACACUCUUGGCAUUCUCUCAACCAGCUUCACCUGGAAUACUUUUCCAACAGUCUUGAAGGAGUUCCCACAUAUGCUGAGCACUUGUUGGCUGCUUUUCCUUCACUCUGCGGUCCAACUCAUCCCAAACCAUCUCAAUUGGGUUGAGGUCGGGUGAUUGUGGAGGCCAGGUCAUCUGAUGCAGCACUCCAUCACUCUCCUUCUUGGUCAAAUAGCUCUUACACAGCCUGGAGGUGUGUUGGGUCAUUGUCCUGUUGAAAAACAAAUGAUAGUCCCACUAAGCGCAAGCCAGAUGGGAUGGCAUGCCGCUGCAGAAUGCUGUGGUAGCCAUGCUGGUUAAGUGUGCCUUGAAUUCUAAAUAAAUCACAGACAGUGUCACCAUCACACCUCCUCCAUGCUUCACGGUGGGAACCACACAUGCGGAGAUCAUCCGUUCACCUACUCUGCGUCUCACAAAGACGGUUGGAACCAAAGAUCCGAAAUUUGGACUCAUCAGACCAAAGGACAGAUUUCCACCGGUCUAAUGUCCAUUGCUCGUGUUUCUUGGCCCAAGCAAGUCUCUUCUUCUUAUUGGUGUCCUUUAGUAGUGGUUUCUUUGCAGCAAUUUGACCAUGAAGGCCUGAUUCACACAGUCUCCUCUGAACAGUUGAUGUUGAGACGUGUCUGUUACUUGAACUCUGAAGCAUUUAUUUGGGCUGCAAUUUCUGAGGCUGGUAACCCUAAUGAACUUAUACUCUGCAGCAGUGGUAACUUUUCUGUGGCGGUCCUCAUGAGAGCCAGUUUCAUCAUAGCGCCUUGAUGGUUUUUGCGUUUCUCUUUGCCUUUUUGAGCUGUUCUUGACAUAAAAUGGACUUGGUCUUUUACCAAAUAGGGCUGUCUUCUGUAUACCCCCUUACCUUGUCACAACACAACUUAUUGGCUCAAAUGCAUUAAGAAGGAAAGAAAUUCCACAAAUUAACUUUUAACAAGGCACACCUGUUAAUUGAAAUGCAUUCCAGGUGACUACCUCAUGAAGCUGUCAUCAAGGCAAAAGGGUGGCCAUUUGAAGAAUUUCAAAUAUAAAAUAUAUUUUGAUUUAACACUUUUCUACAUGAUUCCAUAUGUGUUAUUUCAUAGUUUUGAUGUCUUCACUAUUAUUCUACAAUGUAGAAAAUAGUAAAAAUAAAGAAAAACCCUGGAAUGAGUCGGUGUCAACAUACAUAUACUUGGAUACACACGUAGACACACACGCUCCUCUACUGUUGUGAUAAUUAAUUAUACCGGUAAACGCCUGGUUAGAUGACAUGACCUAUAACCUGAUGACCCCUCAUUCUGCUCUCUGAUUGGCUAAUUACCCUUCAUGCUGCUCACUGAUUGGCUGAUUGUGUAUUCCAGUGUUCCUGAUGACCUGUAAGCCUCCUCUCUACAUGGGCCCAGAGUACAUCAAGUACUUCAGUGACAAGACCAUAGAAGUGAGUACCAUAGAUUACCUCUUAAGGCUCUACUGUAACAUACAAUAUUACCAUUGCCGUAGUAAGGGUAAUGGUGUGUUAUAGUGUGAAAAUAAAACGGAUGAGUGUAUCAAAAAUCAUACUUUCACAGGAUCGCAGAAGGUGACACCAAUUAGGUUGUUGUUGACAUUUCAGUUGAAAGUAUGUUUGUCAGGUGAUUUCAAAACCGACCCACCCAUAGGAUAUUUUUAUUGCUUGAAAUGUGACGUUUAGUGAAAUUGAUGGCUGACUUGUGACCCGGUUGCAGGAUGAGUUGGAGAGGGACAACAGGGUGAUGUGGAUCAUAGAGUUCUUCGCUAACUGGUCCCCAGAGUGUCAGUCCUUUGCCGCCGUCUACGCAGACCUCUCCCUCAAGUAAGACAACGACUAAUCUUCACUAUACACGACAAAAGCCUUCAUUUUAAUGCAUUGCACCAUAAACCCUUAGCGUCAAUAUACAAAUAUACAUCCUCUCCUGGAUUGUCUCAAAACAGACCAUCUCAUAUUGCCCUGUUUGUAUCACCUGUCAGUUUGUGGUGCGACUAAAGUGGUAAUGCUAUUGCUGUGAGUUUCUUUGGGAAAUGUAUGUUUUCUCUCUCAUGGUUACAGGUAUAACUGUGCUGGGCUCAAGUUUGGGAAGGUGGACAUCGGACGGUAUGGAGAUGUGUCAAAGAAGUAGGCCCCUUUCCUCCUUUCUCUCUCUCUGCAGAUAUAUUCUAUUUAAGUGAAGUAGAUUUCUGAUUGGAUGUCUGUGAUUUGAAACAUUGAAUUGCUUCCCGUCCUCCAUCCAUCUUCUCAAAGGUACAAGGUGAGUACCUCUCCCCUCUCCAAGCAGCUGCCCUCGCUGGUGCUGUUCCAGGGGGGCAAGGAGGUGAUGAGACGCCCCCAGGUGGACAAGAAGUGUAGGGCCGUGUCCUGGAGCUUCACUGAGGUGAGAGGUGUGGCUUCAGAGCAGAACAUAGACACACAGACAUGCACACACACACCAGGGUUUCCGUUAGCUGAUAAUAGCUGGCUUUUAGCCACACAAAAAAAAUGAAAAAAAUCACUUGAAUAGAAAAGCAGAUGAAUAACAUUGGCACCAGCCAAUUGUCUGGGAGAAGGAAACAUCCCUUUGCGAAAUAAUGCUUUUUAGCCUACUCAUUGAUGGAAAUACCAGCUGAUGGAAAUCUAUUUGACUGGUCAUACUUAUCGGUCUAUAGGUUAAUUUGCAUAAUUUAGUGUACAGUAUAUUCGUUAUGUAUUUUAUCACAUGCGUAUAGGAUACAGAGCCUUUGAGCGGAAAAUCUGUCAGACUGCACAAGAGCUCAGCAGCGUCUCAAACAGCAAAUGCAAACAGAGGCAACGGAAGGCAGGCUUCAUCAGCGCGUCACACCACUGCAUUGCGCUGGAGGCAGUAUGCAUUUUGAAAAUAUACUUAAUUGUUCGAAACCUGAACGCUUUAAUACAUAUUGAGGCAUGUAUUGCCUUGCUUCAAAGUAGCCUAGCCAAAAUCGGACCAUAUCUGUGGAGGCAAUUAUUUUAUAUAAACUUUCUUUCAUUGACCAGUAGCCAAAGGCGAAAUCCUAGUCGUAUUAGCAACCCAAUGCUAGUUGUUGCAUAUUAGAUCUCCCCUCUUUCUACAUUUCUAACCGAUAUUUUCGUCUCCGUCACAUGAAACCGCUAACGUGCGGUGGCCUUUUGACAACAGUGUUUUCCUGCUAAUUGCAUUAUGGAACGAAGACGUGUGUGUAGACUACUGCCUUGUGUGCAUUGCUGCGCUUAUAAUGUGAAGAAAUAAUAGUUUAUUAUCAUUUAAGCUAAACGUUCUGAUCUGUUGCAUCAGACUCAUUGCUUUAACUUUUUUUUUUAUGAAGCCUAGGCCUACUGGUUGUAUGAAUUUGGGAUCUACCUUCCCACAACUGUCCCAGAGUCUGUUUGGAAUAGGCUAUUUCCCAGAGUCUGUUUGGAAUAGGCUAUUUCCCAGAGUCUGUUUGGAAUAGGCUAUUUCCCAGAGUCUGUUUGGAAUAGGCUAUUUCUUUUUCGACAAACUGACUAAUAGAAUAGGUCAACUUUUCUACAAUGGGGUGCAGUAGAUUGACAUAGGCUAGUGAUUUUGCUGUUCGUUACUCGUCUUGUUGGCUGAGGAAAAUUAAAUGUGGACAGUUAUUCUAAAAUCCUCAAAGUGCACAUCAGAAUUCUGUAAAAAAGGACCGCACAUUGUAGCAUCCUCGACUUGCAUGUUCUGUUAAUAUGAAUUACCAUAAUCUAAAUGUGAUUUGUCAUUCUGAGCACAGUGUGUGAACGCCCUAAUCCGGUUAUGCACCCAAUCCAUAUACAGUCGUGGUCAAAAGUGUUGAAUGACACAAGUAUUGGUCUUCACAAAGUUCGCUGCUUCAGUGUUAUGAGAUAUUUUUGUCAGAUGUUACUAUGGUAUACUGAAGUAUAAUUACAAGCAUUCCAUAAGUGUCAAAGGCUUUUAUUGACAAUUACAUUAGGUUUAUGCAGAGUCAAUAUUUGCAGUGUUGACCCUUCUUUUUCAAGACCUCUGCAAUCCGCCCUGGCAUGCUGUCAAUUAACUUCUGGGCCACAUCCUGACUAAUGGCAGCCCAUUCUUGCAUAAUCAAUGCUUGGAGUUUGUCAGAAUUUGUGGGUUUUUGUUUGUCCACCCGCCUCUUGAGGAUCGACCACAAGUUCUCAAUGGGAUUAAGGUCUGGGGAGUUUCCUGGCCAUGGACCCAAAAUGUCGAUGUUUUGUUCCCCGAGCCACUUAGUUAUCACUUUUGCCUUAUGGCAAGGUGCUCCAUCAUGCUGGAAAAGGCAUUGGUCCUCCCCAAACUGUUCUUGGAUGGUUGGGAGAAGUUGCUCUCAGAGGAUGUGUUGGUACCAUUCUUUAUUCAUGGCUGUGUUCUUAGGCAAGAAUUGUGAGUGAGCCCACUCCCUUGGCUGAGAAGCAACCCCACACAUGAAUGGUCUCAGGAUGCUUUACUGUUGGCAUGACACAGGACUGAUGGUAGCGCUCACCUUGUCUUCUCCGGAUAAGGUGUUUUACGGAUGCCCCAAACAAUCGGAAAGGGGAUUCAUCAGAGAAAAUGACUUUACCCCAGUCCUCAGCAGUCCAAUCCCUGUACCUUUUGCAGAAUAUCAGUCUGUCCCUGAUGUUUUUCCUGGAGAGAAGUGGCUUCUUUGCUGCCCUUCUUGACACCAGGCCAUCCUCCAAAAGUCUUCCCCUCACUGUGCGUGCAGAUGCACUCACACCUGCCUGCUGCCAUUCCUGAGCAAGUUCUGCACUGGUGGUGCCCCGAUCCCGCAGCUGAAUCAACUUUAGGAGACAGUCUUGGCGCUUGCUGGACUUUCUUGGGCGCCCUGACGCCUUCUUCACAACAAUUGAACCUCUCUCCUUGGAAGUUCUUGAUGAUCCGAAAAAAGCAAUGAUGACGGCACGUGUUUCCUUGCAGGUAACCAUGGUUAACAGAGGAAGAACAAUGAUCUCAAGCACCACCCUCCUUUUAAAGCUUCCAGUCUGUUAUUCUAACUCAAUCAGCAUGACAGAGUGAUCUCCAGCCCUGUCCUCGUCAACACACUCACCUGUGUUAACGAGAGAAUCACUGACAUGAUGGCAGCUGGUCCAUUUGUGGCAGGGCUGAAAUGCAGUGGAAAUGUUUUUUUAGGGAUUAAGUUCAUUUUCAUGGCAAAGAGGGACGUUGCAAUUAAUUGCAAUUCAUCUGAUCACUCUUCAUGACAUUCUGGAGUAUAUGCAAAUGGCCAUCAUCAAAACUGAGGCAGCAGACUUUGUGAAAAUUUGUAUUUGUGUCAUUCUCCAAAACUUUUGACCACGACUGUACGUCCGGUCAAUUUCUCAAAUGUCCGGUAAAUUAAAAUGCUGCCAGUCAAACGUCCUGAAACCCUGACACACACGCAUACAAACAGACACACACACACACACACUCUUUCUCGCUCUCUUUCUCUCACACACUCAAUCUCACUCUCAACAGGAGAACAUCAUCCGGGAGUUCAACCUGAACGAGCUCUACCAGAAGUCCAAGAAACUCAACAAGUCCAAGGGAGACCGGAGCGACAAGAUCAACGAAUCACAGUUCCCGCCCGUGCUCGAAGAGGAGGAGCCAGAGGUCGACGCCCAGGAGGAGGAGACUGAGACCAAGAAGGACAAAUAG
Molecule: messenger RNA, 8481 nt
Organism: Coregonus sp. 'balchen'
Lineage: Eukaryota; Metazoa; Chordata; Actinopteri; Salmoniformes; Salmonidae
Source: the annotation of a GenBank genome assembly